GCGCAAAAAGAGCAACGGGGGGGACGGGGAGAGAAAGUUUAGACCUGACAACAAUGCAGGAAUCGUGAAAGUAUCGAAGGCACCCGAGAUAAAAAUAUGCCUGAGGAGCGUAAAAGAAAACAAACAAAAUCCGCAAAAGAUUGACAAUUUGUUAACCCCUAAUAUAGGUUAUCCAAUAAAGUCAGCAGGUGAGUCCAAAUGUCAGGUGCUGGCAGCGUCAGACAGAGUGCCACACUUUACGGUUAGGGAUAUAAGGGACAAUAAGUGCAAGUUUCAGACGCCAAUUCAUCAGGUUAGAGACGUGCGUAAAUUGGUCAAGAGUUCAUAUCGUUUAGUCUCAGUGGAUAACAGCGAGAGUAAAGGCGCAGUCGCACCUGCUGCUGCCGCAUUACGCGAAUAUAAUAAAGCUUCUAAGAAAGAACCCGAUAAAAAUUCGCCACCCUCUUCAAUUGUAAUAAAAUGUCAGUCUGUAAAUACAAAUAGCAGUACUAAACAACGUGUGCUUGUAACCGAGGCUCCAAAGCGGAGACAAUUUGAGAAUGAUAGGUCAUCCCCCAAACCAUCUCCAGAAUGUGCCAAAAAUGAACCAACAUCGCUGCACAGGGCGACGGGCAGACCUCCAAUUGGCUUCGCUAAACAGCCCAACACAGAUCAGUCCGACGAUAAACAGAAGCAGGAAAAAAUGGUCGAGGCAGGUGAACGCAAACCGGAGUCCAAAAUACCAAAACAGGCGGCGUUAGAGAAACUAAAGGCGGCCAUUAAAACAAUGGAACAGCUUUAUGUUUUUGACAGAAAUGAAUGGAAGCGCAAGAGCCAGGCUCCCCGGCCUAUUACAGACAGUCAUGUUCUGUCACUCAUUGCUAGAGAGGAGCAUAGUGGCCCCGAGGAGCUAGGUGCAGCAGGGGGCAGAGAGAGGCUUAGUACAGAGACAAACACAGACAGGUUGCCAGAAACAUGCAACAUUCAAGAAGAGAAAAGUUGUCUAAGAAUAAUCGAUGUCCCAUUCACAGAGGACACCUUUAAAACCCAGUCACAACAAAGUAAAACGUUUAGUAACAAAAGCUUGUUCAAUUUGGGGAACAGCAUUAAGACAGCUGUCAGUAGCAGCAGCUCUGCUAGUAGGAAUGGGCCACAAGCCUGUUCUCCAUCACAUGCAACCUCCAUGGUGAAAAGCAUUAGCUCUAAGACCCCGAAAGCUCCACUGUCAUUGAAAAUAUACCCCCCAAAACGAGCCCUGGUGGACAGGGGAAGGUUCAAAAGCAGCCCCACCACAGAGACUCCACCACAGCCCAUCAAAUCUGGCAACCCUGAAAACUACUUAACAAUACCUGUAGAAUGCGGGUGUGUCGGUCAAAUGAAACUGCCCAUUCAAGAGCAGGUAUUCCCAAGCAGCCCUACCGCCAGUCAACCUGGCAUCACCGACACCAAGAGACCCGAGCAUAAUUCUAGACAGUCCCUCAAACGGUCCCCGGUUGUCAUGGAGACGCAGCCCCCGGAUAACCCCACCACCGCCACAAUCUACCACCACUCCCUACCAGUGGUCAAGCAAGGAGCCCCCCAGCCGCAGGUCUUCUGCUUCUCCCCCUCCAUCGCCCCCUUGCCCACCACCCCUUCGGGGGGAGACCUCUUCCAGCCUACCCAGAGGAAGAUGCUCUUUGAUCCCACCACCGGACAAUACUACCUGGUGGACAUGCCGAUUGAGCCAGUCUCCCGGCGCCUCUUCGACCCUGAGACUGGCCAGUAUGUGGACGUGCCCAUGCCUAUGCCCCAGCCGCAGCCAGUGACCCCCAUGUCCGAGUCCCCCCUGGCGCUAAACCCGGGAGGGGUGUACGCGCCCACCUACAUGAUCUACCCGGGGUUCCUCUCACCCACGCUUGCUGCCCAGACGGUGAUGGCACCCCAGGUCGCAUCUCACGUGGUGUCCCAAUUGGAGGAUGAGAGCGGGGAGACCCCUCAAGGGAAAUACACCCUGGUGCGUGGGGGGGGGCAGGGGGGCAACAUGACGGGGGCAGAGAGCCCCUACUACAGUGCUACGGGAGGGUCAGUGCCAGCGUCAGUGCCCGUCACCUUGGGCCACCACGUCACUACCCGGGGGAGUGCGGCGGCGUCAGAAGGGAAACCAACGGUCAUCAGCAUCACGUCGCAGCAACGCCCGAGAAUCAUCGCGCCGCCCUCCUUUGACGGGACGACCAUGAGCUUCGUGGUGGAGCAUCGGUAACCACUAAGGGAAUAUACACAGAUUGCUUCUUGAGGAGCCUGUCCCGUGAUACGUAGAUGUUUCAUGGUAAUCUUCUCACACCCUUCUUUGCACCCAGUCCACCAAAUUCCACCUGAACCCACAAUGUUUCCAAGCCCAACCACCUGCCACCAUCACCGCCCCAUCCAACUCUAUCCUGCCGGUGGUCUUUGCAGCAUGUCUGUAUCUGUAAAGCGAUGCCUCAUGCCUACUGCUUGUUUGUAAGGUAGCUAAUUGCUUUGUAAGACUGCUUUCAGAUCUGUAUUUAGAUUUCAGACCAUCCCAUUUGUUCAAAAGCAAUUGGAUUCAGGCACCGCAAUAUUGUGAUUCAAAAGGAAAUAAUGUAGACUGUUUUCCUGUUAAGAUUCAAUAUUUUAGACACUUUAUUGGGUCCGAAUUCAGCACGUUUCCCAUCCUGCGAAGCAAUCAACUGUUUAGAAUUCAGAAAAAGUUAUGUUUUGUUUCUCACAGUUAUUGUGGAAUAAAUUAUAUUGCAGCAUACAGUAUCAUUCAUCAUACAGUAGCAUUCAAUGUACAAGCUGCUAUGAUUAAUGGGAGCAUAAGUAAACAUUUCGACUUAAGUGGAAGUUAGAAUUCACUCUAGAGUCCAGUAAACCUGUAAUCCAGAAUAGCAGAAUAGAAGGCCCAUAAAAGUCACACACGUGUGUGUGCGUGCACGGGUGUGACUAUCCCAACAAAAAUAUUUAAUCAGUAGACAGAUUUUUCUAUUCUUUAAACUGAGGCAUUUCCUUUUUUCUCUUGGCUCUUAGGUGACCUGUAGAAGCAGCAAAAAUAUCCCCUUCUCUCUCUGAACUAGCUGCACCCUUUGUUUCCUCAUUUUGCAGCUAAUGGCCACACAGUUAUUGUAUUGUAUAAUUUGAUGUGCUUUUAUAUGACAUUCGUAUGGCACUCUCCUUGUUGGCAAAUAAUAUGAUGAUAGACUUAAGAGAAACACACUAAGUGUGUUGCCGAGAUAAGCUGGAGCCCUGGGACCUGCCACAUAUUUAGUGGUUGUUCAGGGUCAGAGGUUGGCUCUAUAGUGUACUUGGGGCAAAUGUUUCCCAAGUAGCUUUAGGCUUAGAGGAGCCAGAUAUAGUGGAGACGUUUUAGGGGAUAACCUCCUCUAUAGGUUCUGGCUAACUUUUACACUUGUGUAAGAGGACAAGGAUAUGGUGCCUGUGUGUGUAUGUACUGUAUGUGUUUAGUAAUUGUGAGGUAUUAUGCAUUAUGUGAACAGACAACAGGCUGGCAUGCUACUUCAGCGUUAAAGAGGGCAUAGAAGUAGAAUAAAGAAGAGCUCAGAUAAAUUAGAAAUGCAUCGGUCGAGAUUUCAUUCAUUUACAUUUUAGUAAUUUAGCAGAUGUUCUUAUCCAGAGCGACUUACAGUUAGUGA
This is a messenger RNA of Coregonus clupeaformis (lake whitefish), 3629 nucleotides long. RefSeq lists its product as uncharacterized. NCBI's taxonomy places the organism in Eukaryota, Metazoa, Chordata, Actinopteri, Salmoniformes, Salmonidae. The transcript is spliced from 2 exons. The coding region runs from base 683 to 2218 and encodes 511 amino acids. The record is from RefSeq and is a predicted model, not a curated record.